This is a messenger RNA of Eruca vesicaria subsp. sativa (arugula), 381 nucleotides long. The record is from the annotation of a GenBank genome assembly. Lineage: Eukaryota; Viridiplantae; Streptophyta; Magnoliopsida; Brassicales; Brassicaceae.
AUGGCCCAAGGGAAUUUGCGGAGAUCAUCUGAUCACUUGAUGGAAGAUCGAGAGGCUGGGGAGUACUAUCGUAAACUGGCGGAAUCCAGCGGCGAAUCCAACUCUCAGAUCGAAAAAAAUGUGGCUUUCAUCCGUGAGCUGAAGGAGUAUUGGAAUAAAGUGCAUGAAUGCGAGGGUUUCGAUAUCGACGGUAUCCAUGCACCACAAGGAAGUAAUCCACUGGUGCGUGUCGACUGCAAAAAGGUCUACAGAUAUCCUGCUUUUGUAGACCUUUACGCUGAGCUUGGACUUCACCAUUACAACUUGUUGGAGGGUACAAACUUUCAAUUCAGUGAGCUAAUCAAAUACAACAUGACAUGUAACUGUCUCUCCUCUUACUAA